Molecule: messenger RNA, 1159 nt
Organism: Propithecus coquereli (Coquerel's sifaka)
Lineage: Eukaryota; Metazoa; Chordata; Mammalia; Primates; Indriidae
Gene: TM4SF18
Product: transmembrane 4 L six family member 18
Exons: 6
Coding region: 137-742 (201 amino acids)
Cellular component (GO): membrane
Source: RefSeq, a predicted model, not a curated record
AUUGUCUAUUGUUCUCUAAACAGUAAACCACUAUUUCACACGAGAUUGUCGGCUGCAGUGAUAUUCUAAGUCCCCGGCUCCUCAUGAGUAUGAAGUGAAGGGCUCUGACCCAGAAAGUGGUUCUAAGCAGGGCAAAAUGGGGUCUCGGAAGUGUGGAGGCUGCCUAAGUUGUCUGCUGAUUCCGCUUGCACUCUGGAGUAUAACUGUGAAUAUAUUACUGUAUUUCCCAAAUGGGCAAACUUCCUAUGCUACCAGCAAUAAACUCACCAACUACGUGUGGUAUUUUGAAGGGAUCUGUUUCUCGGGUGUCAUGAUGCUUGUAGUAGCAGCAGUUCUUCUAGUACUGGAGAGUGAUAACAACUACAAAUGUUGCCAGAGUGAAAACUGCAGCAAAAAAUACAUGACACUGCUGUCAAUCAUCUUUUCUGCCCUUGGAAUUGCUUUUUCUGGAUACUGCCUGGUCAUAUCUGCUUUGGGUCUUGUCCAGGGCCCAUACUGCCACACCCUCGAUGGCUGGGAGUAUGCCUUUGAAGGCACUGCAGGACGUUUCCUUACGGAUUCCAGCAUGUGGAAUCAGUGCCUGGAACCUGCACAUAUAGUCGAGUGGAACAUCAUUUUAUUUUCCAUUCUCAUAUCCCUCAGCGGGCUUCAAGUAAUCAUCUGCCUCAUGAGAGUCGUCAUUCUGUUAUCCAAGAUACUGUGUGGAAGCUAUUCAGUCAUCAUCCAGCCUGGAAUCAUUUGAAUAGGACAAAGAUAUUUUCCAUUAUCGAGAUAUGGCAAUCUUUCUAAGUCUUAUAUCAACUGUAUAGAGUCGAGGGCAAUUUUCAAAUGAUGGUGUUUUCUUCAUUUGGUUUAUUGUGCCCCUUUGCGAAAUUUGCAAUCCUCACUGGAAGUUCAAAUUAUGCUACCCUCCUAUUUAGAAUGUUUUUCCUAAGCAAUAUGUAUCAGGAAUUUCAGAAAUGCUUAUGUCCUUAAUCAAACAAAUCCACUUCCAAGAAUCUAUACUAUGGGAAUAAAUAAGAAUAUAAGAUAAAACUUUCUGAAAAUAUGUAUAUUGCAACAUUGUUUAAUAUUUUGGAAAAUUAGAAAUACCCCAAAAGGCUAGCUUUAGAGGAAGAAUUAAAUAAAGAGUGGUAUAUACUGUAAAUGCUUUCUGAUA